This is a messenger RNA of Cylicocyclus nassatus, 1198 nucleotides long. The record is from the annotation of a GenBank genome assembly. Lineage: Eukaryota; Metazoa; Nematoda; Chromadorea; Rhabditida; Strongylidae.
UGGCUUACAAAGACUAGGCAAUGUUACCUAGCAGUUUCCUGAUAUUCGUCACCUCACUGACGCCGGUUUAUAUCAAUGCACUAACGUGGACAUACGUUGAAUCUAUCCCAAAUGAAGAUCAAAGCAAUGCUUCGAAGUACCAGGCAGCAAUCAAAUUUGUGAACACCGCGGACAAUAAAGAUCAAUGCGACAAGGAUACAAUCAAAUUUAAUCUUGGUUACGUAACGAAUUUUGCAAAAAAGGAUACACUAUGUCAGACAACAAAAGAUUACGAGCUUUUGUGCAGAAAAAUGGAUGUUUUUGGGAAGAACACACCUUGGAUAGAGAAGACAAUAACGACCUUCUCAUCAAAACAUAAAGAGCAAAAGUUACCAGCAUGCGUAAAACGGCUUUACAAACAGCUCGAAAUUCCUCCCUGGCCAAAGCCAGAAGGAGAAACUACGAUUGCACUGAUUACUACAGAAGCAAAGCAAACUUCGAUAACUAAUGCGACGACCCGACCGUCUAUCAAAAAAGUGUCUGCUUCCAAAAGUAAAACCACCAAGGCCACUCAUGACUCAGGAGAUACGAAGUUCGAGGGAACAGUUCCAGAAGUUUCCGAACAUGAUUCACCUGAUGCUUUGAAGAGCUCAAGACUUCCACUCAUAGAUGAGCAUGCCGCCACUGAACACGCUCAGUCUGAAGGCACCGAGCAGCCACUAGCUAUCGAAGGAGGUGAAGCAGGUGCGCAUGUUCCUAAGAAAAGGAAACAAAAGCAGAAAAAUACGAUUCUGUAUGUGAUUAUUAUGAUUGUUCUUGUCAUAAUGCACAUGGUACUGAUCACCCUUCUAAUCUUUACAAUUCGUUGUUGGAGACAACUUCGUCGUCGAGAGAAUCUGCAGUCGAACUCGCGGUCUUCUCACAACAGCACUCUGGCAUCCGCUGUGGCUCCCCCUACUCCGGCUACUCCAGCAACUGGAACGCGUCCGGUACCCUCAGCCCAGCCUUCUGCACCUUCCCUGGACUUAUGGGCAACAAAGAAGUAGAGAGGAAAGAAUCUGAUUAAGUGUGUAAAGUAGAAUAGAGCAAUUAGUAUAUUUAAGAACGAGUUACCACAUAGCACUUAAGUUUCGUGUCAAAAUGAGAAAAGGUUGAAAGUCUUUUAGUCUUUUCUUAGUCGUUUACUCUCUUUGUACAUUGAUACUGUGGGAAAUUGACG